Molecule: messenger RNA, 618 nt
Organism: Fusarium verticillioides 7600
Lineage: Eukaryota; Fungi; Ascomycota; Sordariomycetes; Hypocreales; Nectriaceae
Exons: 1
Coding region: 205-516 (103 amino acids)
Source: RefSeq, a predicted model, not a curated record
AAAGUGCCACCCCGAGGCUUACGUUACGAGGUUUAAUUAAACUUUCUGGGCAUUCUAAGCGAGACCUUGACCUCGUGGUCUCUGUCUCUCUUAUCACCGGAAACAACCAAGGGAAUGAGAUGUGAUCAACAUGCGCAUUUCUCAAAUGUCGCUAUUUGAACUUUGACGUGCGAUUCAAGAGGAAAUGCCACCGAGUGGUCCGUGAUGUUUCUUUCUCUUCUGUUUGAGUUUGGUUUGGGUUUUGGGUGCUGCCCAAGCUGGGCAUUACUCUACUCGAAACAAGGGCCUGAGACAUUUUUUCCUGAGUGUCUUGAGGUUUUUUUUUUAUUAGAUAGCGGUGAGUCUGAGGCCAAACAGGCUAUUGAUUUCUUGUCUGUUAUUAGUGACUGGGUUGAGAUAAUGCGAUGCAUGCAGCAGAGUUCCAUUUCCGUGCCUUGUCUCACGUUGAGUGGUCGGCAGUUUAAAUGGCCUCUGCGGUGUACUCUAAAGUAUUCCGUUAUAACCAGGGUAUUAUAGAGUAUCAUGUAAUUUUGUGUACUUGUCAGUACUUGAAUGUUAUCAGUUGUCUCUCAUAUUUCCCUGAAUAGCUUCACCACCUUCACCACCACCAACACCACC